AUUUGUAGCCCAAACACAAACACAGACAGCAGCACAGGAGGCAAAUUAUUUAUACCUUAAACCCCCUCUUUUUAGACCUAGCUCUUUUUUAAAAACCUCCUUGGCUUAUUAUCAAGUGUGUGAAUCUCUCUCUCUCUGUUCAAAAAAAAAAAAAAAAUCUCUCUCUCUCUCUCUACCCAAGGAUAAAAGACCUUAACAGUUCAACCCAAGAAAGAGGAAAACCUUUGCCUCCCUUUCCCUCUCUCCCUCCCUCCCUCUCUCCCUCUCUCAACCAUGGCUUCGAACGCCAACGUGCAGGGCUACGGAUCCGAUCCGGCGUCGCCCCACACGACCUUCGUCCAGGCCGACCCGUCGAACUUCCGGGCCAUAGUCCAGAAGCUGACCGGAGCUCCCGAAGACCCCUCCGCCCACAAGCUCCCUCUCACCCUCCCUUCGAGGCUCACCCCCAAGCCGCCGCCGGCCGCGGCCCCCGCCACCUCCAUCUCGGACGUGGGGCUCCGGCGGCCCACCUUCAAGCUCCACGAGCGGAGGCAGAGGAAGCUCGACAUGAUCCAGCUCAACCACAAGAACGUCGGGUUCUACGCGGACAAGCACGGCCUCACCUCCCCGCCACAUCCUCCUUCGUCCUCGCUCUCCCCGACGUGGCUGAGGCAGUACGGGAAAAGAGGCGGGUUGGUGGGGUUCGGCGGCGGCGGCGGCUGCGGCGGCGGCGGCGAGGCGGUGAUGGUGUCGCCCGUGUCGCCGCUGGAUCUCUUCGGGAGGGCGAGCCCAAGAACGCCGACGACUCCGACAUUGCUGUCGCCUCGCGAAAAAGAAGAAGCUGAGGAGAGAGCGAUUGCGGAGAAAGGGUUUUACUUGCACCCUAGCACUCCGAGAAAAGCCGAGCCUGAGCUGCUGCCCCUCUUCCCUCUUCACUCUCCUAGAGACCAAGACCGUCCCUAAUAAUUAAAUCUUAGUUAGCUAACAAAGAACAAGAUCUUUUAAUUCUUCUUCUUCUUCUUCUUUUUCUUCUCGUCCUUUUGGUUCUUGGUGCGUCUGGUGCUCUUAAUUUUGAUCUAGUUUUGUGAGUUCCUUGAGGACCGAUGCUAGUUGGCUUCGUCGGUCGCGUGACUAAUUUGUACUGUACUGUGGCUAUUGAUUGAUUGUGUACUUUGUUCUCUUCUUCCACUUUGCGUA
Molecule: messenger RNA, 1176 nt
Organism: Eucalyptus grandis
Lineage: Eukaryota; Viridiplantae; Streptophyta; Magnoliopsida; Myrtales; Myrtaceae
Product: VQ motif-containing protein 11
Exons: 1
Coding region: 274-942 (222 amino acids)
Source: RefSeq, a predicted model, not a curated record